AUGUCUGCUUUCAUCAUUGGAUCAACCGGUUUGUGUGGUAACUUCAUUUUGAAACACUCUCCAGAGUAUUACAAGAAAAUCUUCAGUUUAGGUAGAAGUGAACCUGAUAAUGCAUCGGAUUCUAAAAUCCAGGUCAUUUUAGAGAAAGAUUCAACCAAGUGGGCUGAAAAACUUCAAGAGGUUGAAGGGCCUAUUGAUGCCUUCUUUUCAGGUUUGGGUACUACAAGAGCAAAAGCUGGAGGUCUUGAUAAACAAUACAAGAUUGAUUAUGAUCUGAACUUGGAGAUGGCAAAAGCCGCAAAGGCCAAAGGAGUCAAAAAGUAUGUCUUGAUUUCUUCUAUUGGUGCUUCCAGUGGAUCGAUGUUUCCUUAUUUGAAAAUGAAAGGUGAACUAGAAGAUGCUGUUCUUAAAUUGGAUUUUGAAAAUACCAUUAUCUUGAGACCAGGUAUUUUAUUAGGGGAAAGAAAAGAGCAAAAAUGGUUUGGGAAUAAAUAUUUUGGAAUAGUGGCAGGCUGGACAGCUGGUACACCAUUAGCUAGAUUCGCAAUGUCUCCAAUACAUGGUGAAGAUGUUGCACUUGCUGCUUUGAAAUUGGCAGCUAAACCAACCACUGAAAAAGUCACUAUUGUCACUGGUGUUGAGGUUAAUGCUGCUGCAAAGUAG
Hansenula anomala is the source of this 663-nucleotide messenger RNA. RefSeq names its product Fmp52p (gene FMP52). The coding region runs from base 1 to 663 and encodes 220 amino acids. Lineage: Eukaryota; Fungi; Ascomycota; Saccharomycetes; Phaffomycetales; Wickerhamomycetaceae. The record is from RefSeq and is a predicted model, not a curated record. The transcript has a single exon. Gene Ontology annotation, biological process: import into nucleus. Gene Ontology annotation, cellular component: cytoplasm.